Molecule: messenger RNA, 2634 nt
Organism: Diospyros lotus (date-plum)
Lineage: Eukaryota; Viridiplantae; Streptophyta; Magnoliopsida; Ericales; Ebenaceae
Product: auxin efflux carrier component 2
Exons: 6
Coding region: 433-2340 (635 amino acids)
Biological process (GO): auxin polar transport; auxin export across the plasma membrane
Cellular component (GO): endoplasmic reticulum; plasma membrane
Molecular function (GO): auxin efflux transmembrane transporter activity
Source: RefSeq, a predicted model, not a curated record
CUGAAGCGUAUACAUUGAGAUAUGUAAUUAUGUAUCAUCAUCAUCAUCAUCAUCAUAAUAUAUAUAUAUGUGUGUGUGUGUGUGUGUCCUCCGAGCAUGUGCGCCACCGUAUUCGGCGGCGACGGAAGAACUAAGCUCUGCCCGCAGCCCAUCUUCUCUUCCACCUUUGCUUCUUAAAUCCUCAAGUCUGAACCAAUCUAAACCCAACCCAGAGAUUCUCUCUCUCUCUCUCUCUGACACCAACCCUACAUAUUUCUUGAAAGAAAACAUGUCUCGGAUUCUCUCUGUUUCGUCAACUUCCAUUUUACAGCUAAUAAUCAUCCCCCUCUUAAGUUAUUGAUAACAGAACGAAGAUAUCUUCACUGUGUUCUUUCAUCUCAUUGUCGGAUUCUCUCUGAUUACUACUGGGUUUUGAGCUCCAUUUGAUUCGCCAUGAUCACUGGAAAGGACAUUUACGAUGUUCUUGCAGCGAUUGUACCGCUGUACGUCGCCAUGGUUCUAGCUUACGGUUCAGUCCGGUGGUGGAAAAUCUUCACGCCGGACCAGUGCUCUGGCAUCAACCGUUUCGUUGCAGUCUUUGCCGUGCCCUUGCUUUCCUUCCACUUCAUCUCCUCCAACGAUCCCUACUCCAUGAACUACCACUUCAUCGCCGCCGACUCGCUGCAGAAGGUCGUGAUUCUCACGGCUCUCUUUCUAUGGCAGGCCUUCAGCAAAAACGGCGGCCUCGAGUGGAUGAUCACGCUGUUUUCGCUUUCCACUCUCCCAAACACUCUCGUCAUGGGAAUUCCUCUUCUGAAAGCGAUGUAUGGAGAUUUCUCGGGGAGUUUAAUGGUUCAGAUUGUGGUUUUGCAGAGCGUGAUUUGGUAUACCUUAAUGCUGUUCUUGUUCGAGUACAGAGGCGCGAAACUUCUCAUUGGUGAGCAGUUUCCGGAGACUGCCGGCUCGAUCACGUCCUUCCGGGUGGAAUCCGACGUCGUUUCGCUUAACGGGCGGGAACCGCUCCAAGCCGACGCCGAGAUCGGCGACGACGGCAAGCUCCACGUUGUGGUGCGUAGAUCGGCAUCGUCGUCGGUGAUUUCGUCGUACAAGUCCCACGCGUUGAAUUCCAUAACCUCGAUUACUCCGCGAGCGUCGAAUCUCACCGGCGUCGAGAUCUACUCGGUACAAUCUUCGCGAGAGCCGACGCCUAGAGCUUCGAGCUUCAAUCAGAUGGACUUCUACGCCAUGUUCGCGAGCAAGGCGGCGAGUCCGAAGCACGGCUACACGAACAGUUUUGGGGGCGACGUUUACUCGUUGCAGUCGUCGAAGGGGGCGACGCCGAGGACCUCGAAUUUUGAAGAGGAGAUGCUGAGAAUGGCGAAUAAGAGGGGAGGGAGGAGCAAAAGCGGCGAGUUGUUUACUCAGUUUCCAUCGUAUCCGCCGCCAAAUCCAAUGUUUUCCGGCUCCACCAGCGUGGGGCCGAGGAAGAAGGAGGGCAGUAGUGGUGGCGCAGCCCCGGCGAACAAGGAGCUUCACAUGUUCGUUUGGAGCUCAAGCGCUUCGCCGGUGUCGGAGGGGAACCUGAGAAACGCAGUGAACAGAGCUGAGUCGACAGAUUUUGCCACCAUUGACGCUUCCAAGGCUGUUCUUCAACAAGAGAUUGCUUCCUCAAAAGGGAUGAAUGAUUUGAUGGAAAAUGCGAGUCAAGCAAAGUUGAUGAAUGGGAACAAAGAGAUAGAGAUGGAGGUGGAGGGAUCGAAUUUUCCGGCGAGUGGGUCUCCCUUCACGGGGCAGAAGAAGGUGGUGAGCACGGAAGAAGGAGAAGGAGAAGGAGCCGGCGGGAAGAAGCAGCAGAUGCCGCCGGCGAGUGUGAUGACGAGGCUCAUACUGAUCAUGGUAUGGAGGAAGCUUAUAAGAAACCCUAACACCUAUUCAAGUCUUCUCGGCCUCAUCUGGUCUCUCAUCUCCUUCAGGUACAACAUUCAAAUGCCAUCCAUCGUGCGUGGUUCAAUAUCGAUUCUAUCAGAUGCAGGUCUAGGAAUGGCUAUGUUCAGCCUGGGUUUAUUUAUGGCUUUACAGCCGAAGAUCAUAGCCUGCGGGAAAUCGGUGGCAACCUUUGCAAUGGCGGUGAGGUUCUUGACUGGCCCAGCAGUCAUCGCAGCUACCUCCAUUGCUAUAGGCCUUCGUGGGGUUCUUUUACAUAUUGCCAUUGUCCAGGCUGCUCUUCCUCAAGGGAUUGUUCCCUUCGUAUUUGCAAAAGAGUACAAUAUCCACCCAGACAUUCUUAGCACCGCGGUUAUCUUUGGGAUGCUGAUUGCUUUGCCCAUUACAGUACUCUACUACGUGCUGCUUGGCCUCUAAGCUGUGGUGACAAAGAGGGGAAAGUUAAAUUUAUAUAUUAUUAUUAUUAUGUAUAGCUGCAGCAAGUCAAGUCCAAGGAAAUUAAAUUAAGGAGCCACUGGAUUCAGUGCAGAAAUUAAAUACUACGGCGAACACAGUUUUGGUUCUAAUUAAUCUUUCGAAUUAAGUUUGUUUUUCUAUUUUCAUGUGGUGUAAGUUUAGUACCCCCAACAGAUAAGCCAGUUUGAGCUAGAUUAUUAUUCUUAAUUAAAAUAGUGGAAAAACAUAGAAUUAUUCAUCUGCUUGCUACUUAAU